This is a messenger RNA of Moneuplotes crassus, 1373 nucleotides long. The record is from the annotation of a GenBank genome assembly. Lineage: Eukaryota; Ciliophora; Spirotrichea; Euplotida; Euplotidae.
AAAACAAUGAGCACUAACAUGAGCAAACUAAUAAAAGACCUCAAGAGUCUCUCUUCUAAAUCACCAGGAAUGAUGCCCAAUGUGAUAUCAGCUCUUACUUCUGGAAGAAAUGAAAUAGCUACUUUACUUAACCUUGAGAAAUCAAAUGAAGCAAAACUGACUGAAAUCUCAGAGUUAAUCAGAACAAGCCAAAAGAAGAAUCAACUAAAAGAAGCGAAUCUUCUCGCAUCCAAUGAAACCCUAAAGAAGGAGAAUUCAGAGUUGAAAGCAGAGCUGAAAAGCCUUACUCAAAAGUACUACUCGCUAAGUCUUAGGAGAGUUAGUCUCUUAAGUGAAAACUGAAAGCUGCAUUCAGAAAUAAAGCAAGAGGCUGGUAGAGGGAGGAAGAUGGAUGAGAAAGGAGUGAAGGGAAGGAAGGGGUGUUGAGGAAAGGAGAAGGGAUUAGAGGAUAGGAAUGAUCGAUUGUGGAGGAAAGAUGUGGAGAUUAAUGGAGUGAGAGAGGAGAGUAAGAUUGAGGUAAAGGAGAAGUUGGACGGAGGAGAGUCUUUUAAAGUGAAGGUUGAGAAGACUGAAAAAGGAAAGGCCCCACUUCAGCUUCAGUUACAAGAAGAAAUGCUAAAAGUUGAAGUCCUCACUGGAUCCUGUGCGAGCAAAGAAGAACAUAUAAAUAAGCUCAGUCUAACUAUCUCUCAAAUUAAAGAUACAAACGAGGUUCUUGAGAAGACGGUUCUAAAGCAAGAAAAUUAUAUUGACAAUCUUAAGUCUCAGAUUGAGCAACUUCAAGAGAAGCAAGUUAUCUUGGAGAAGAAUUCGGAAGACAAAGAUGCCACAAUCCAAGAGCUUCAAGAGAAAGAUGCUUUCAGAACCAAGCAGAUUCAAAAUCAUCAGCAAGAAAAAGAAAACUGGGUGAAUGACACUAAUUGCUACAAAACCCAGAUUGAAAAGCAGAAUGAGCUUUUGCUGAAAGAGGAAGACAAAAUCCAAGAUCUCACGAAUCGGAUCCAAGUAAAGGAGGAUGCUCUCACGAAGUAUGCUGAAGAUAAGCUUAAGAGUGAUGAGAAUGAAAAGAAGUUGCUUGAAGAACUCAGUAGCCAGAAAGAUUCUCUUCUCAAGAGCCAGACUGAAUAUGAUGAAAUCAAGCAGGAGAUCACCGAACUUGGAUUCGGAUCUGAAUACAUGGACCAUCAAGAGCUCAAGAAGAUCAUCAUAAACUUCAAAGACUUAUACAAUGAAUGAAAACAAUUAAAGCUCCAAACAACUCACCCCACCAACUUUCCAAUCGAAAAGACAAAGGUCAUAAGAGGAUUAUUUGAUGGCUUCCUACUUUUAUGGGUCCUUUAUCUAUUUCUAACAUAAAAAUUCACCCAAUAGUA